Racocetra fulgida is the source of this 659-nucleotide messenger RNA. The record is from the annotation of a GenBank genome assembly. Lineage: Eukaryota; Fungi; Glomeromycota; Glomeromycetes; Diversisporales; Gigasporaceae.
UGCCGAAUCAAUGGCACCUAGCCAGGAUAAAGAUUAUGUCAAAAUUUAUAUUCCAAAAACACCGGAACAACGGAAACGAAUAGAAGCAUCGAUCGCCAAUAAUUUUUUGUUCAAAAAUCUUGAUGAAGAGCAGUAUAAAGAUGUGAUUGAUGCGAUGGUAGAAAAGAGGGUCGAAAAAAAUGAAGAGAUUAUCAGCCAAGGUGGUAUCGGAGAUUUCUUUUACGUUGUGGAGACUGGUACAUUUGAUGUUUACGUCUCCAAAAAUGGAUCUGCUCCAGAGUUAGUACAUCAUUAUGAAGCUGGUGGAAGUUUUGGAGAGCUGGCUUUAAUGUACAAUGCUCCACGUGCUGCAACUGUUGUUACUACAUCAGAUGCUGUUCUUUGGGCUUUAGAUAGAGUAACUUUUAGACGGAUUCUUAUGGAAAACACUUCUCGCAAGCGAAGAAUGUAUGAAUCAUUUCUUGAGGAGGUUCCAAUUUUGAUUUCAUUGGAACCUUAUGAACGACACAAGAUCGCUGAUGCCUUGGAAUCCUUGUAUUAUGAAGAUAAUCAGUUGGUUAUUAAACAAGGAGAUAUAGGUAACAGUUUUUAUCUUAUAGAAUCUGGUGAAGCUCGGGUAACGAAAGUGGACGAAGAUGGUGUUGAGCAUGAACUUCCCG